Molecule: messenger RNA, 2251 nt
Organism: Rhododendron vialii
Lineage: Eukaryota; Viridiplantae; Streptophyta; Magnoliopsida; Ericales; Ericaceae
Product: lysine histidine transporter-like 8
Exons: 5
Coding region: 382-1968 (528 amino acids)
Cellular component (GO): plasma membrane
Source: RefSeq, a predicted model, not a curated record
AUCUCUUCCCUCUCUCUCCACUCUUCAGUACCGUCUAGCGACUCUAGCUCCCUCGUGAUUCGAGCCAAAAACAGAGGAAAAAAAAACCCAACGAUUCAAUUUCACGCCUACACAUUUAUUCCAAACUCUUUCUCUCACUAGUCACUACACAUUUCUCUGACAAAAGCGUUAGAACUUCGUGUUUGGCCUUUUCCCAUUUCUUAUUUCAACUCAUUCAUAUACCACAUUCCUCCAAGUAAACAAACCAGAAGAGAGAGAGAGAGAGAGAGAAUUCGUGUUUGGCCUUUUCCCUCUUUCCUCUUUCUGAUUUCAACACAGUCAAUUCAACCCACAUUCUUCAACCGAACAAACAGAGCACAGAGAGAGAGUGAGAGAGGAACAAUGCAGCGGGGCACUGAAAUGGAAGAGAGGCCAGAAACGGAGCUGAUUUCAAUCCCAGCAACCCCACGAACAACAUCGACACCCGAAAUCCUAACCCCGUCAGGGCUGAGAUCGCCGAAAUCCGCACCGAAAUCGGCGGCGGCUGGGACGGCGGGGUGGACUCCGACGUCGUUCAUAUCGCCGAGGUUCUUAAGUCCCAUCGGGACGCCGAUGAAGAGGGUCCUGGUGAACAUGAAGGGAUACCUGGAGGAGGUGGGCCACCUGACGAAGCUCAACCCGCAGGACGCGUGGCUCCCCAUCACGGAGUCGCGCAACGGGAACGCGCAUUACGCCGCCUUCCACAACCUCAACGCCGGCGUCGGGUUCCAGGCCCUGGUCUUGCCCGUUGCUUUCGCUUUCCUCGGCUGGAGUUGGGGAAUACUUUCCUUAACGAUAGCCUACUUCUGGCAACUUUACACCCUAUGGAUUCUAGUUCAGUUACAUGAAGCAGUUCCUGGUAAGAGGUACAACAGAUAUGUGGAGCUUGCACAAGCAGCAUUUGGUGAAAGACUUGGUGUCUGGCUCGCCCUCUUUCCGACAGUAUACUUGUCCGCUGGGACUGCAACAGCUUUGAUCCUCAUAGGAGGGGAGACAAUGAAACUCUUCUUCGAGACUGUUUGUGGUCCUCAAUGUACAUCAGAUCCUUUAACGACAGUGGAGUGGUACUUAGUUUUCACUUCCCUUUGUAUUGUAUUGUCCCAGCUGCCAAACCUCAACUCCAUCGCAGGACUCUCUCUCAUAGGGGCAAUCACGGCCAUUACUUACUCAACUAUGGUUUGGGUACUUUCAGUGAGUCAACAAAGGCCACCCUCAAUCUCAUACCAACCUCUUUCAUUACCUUCCUUUUCUGCCUCUGCCUUUUCAGUCUUGAAUGCACUUGGUAUCAUCGCCUUUGCUUUCCGGGGACACAAUCUAGCCCUAGAGAUUCAGGCAACAAUGCCAUCAACCAUCAAACACCCAGCUCAUGUGCCCAUGUGGAGAGGAGCCAAAGUUGCAUAUGUCCUAAUUGCCAUGUGCUUGUUCCCUGUGGCAAUUGGAGGUUUCUGGGCUUAUGGAAACCUUAUGCCUUCAGGAGGGAUGCUCAAUGCCUUGUUCGCAUUCCACAGCCGCGACAUUCCUAGAGGACUUCUUGCCAUGACAUUCCUCCUAGUCGUCUUCAACUGUUUGAGCAGCUUCCAAAUAUACUCAAUGCCCGUUUUCGACAGUUUCGAAGCUGGUUACACCAGCCGGACCAACCGACCGUGCUCGAUCUGGGUCAGGUCUGGCUUCCGGGUAUUUUACGGCUUCGUAAACUUCUUCAUUGGUGUGGCACUUCCAUUCCUUUCCAGUAUAGCUGGUUUGUUAGGAGGGUUAACUCUUCCGGUCACAUUCGCUUAUCCUUGCUUCAUGUGGGUCCUCAUAAAGAAGCCGUCGAAAUAUAGCUUCAGUUGGUAUUUCCAUUGGAGCUUGGGUUGGUUGGGAAUUGCAUUCAGCUUGGCCUUUUCGAUUGGAGGUAUUUGGAGUAUGGUGAAUAGUGGCCUCAAGCUCAAAUUCUUCAAACCCAGCUGAGACUUUCAGUCUGGGUGUGGAAGGGGCUUCUGGCAUGCUGAAAUAACUUCAAAUUAAAAAGUUAUUGUAAUGUUUGUAUCUGCCAUAUGUAUGGCAUUUUGUAUGUUGAGCUUUGUUCUCUGGUAUUUUGGGUAGUGUUUACUGUUUUCUUGUUUUGGAGGUUGUUAUUGUAAAAUCAAUGGAUUUGAAGGGUUUAGUAAUGUUAAUAUCUGGAUAUGGAUGUUCUUGUGAGCAGCACAGGUCAAUAUCUGUUAUUCAUGGCUUGAAUUUUGUUCAGACUUCA